CUCACAUUCAUUUCUUGCAUAGAAAAGCAAGCAGAUCAGAUGUAUUUUGUCAAUAAGCAACACUCCAACAAUCAUUGUCUGUAUAACAUAUGAAAUAAAUGGUGGGUUUCUCCUGAUGCUUUCACAUGGGUUUUAGAGAUAUCUUAAUAAAACAAAAGUCUGUGCCACCAUUAUUAUUAUUAUUACUUGAGAAUUGCAACAGAAGAGAAAUACUUGCUCAGCCAUUAAGUCAUUUGUGAGCAGUAAACCAAAAUUCUCUCGCGUAUUAUUUCCUUCUUAUGUAGUUAUGUUUAUAUUAUUAUACUACAUUUCUUCUAAGAAAGGGCAUAGGCUCAUUCAAAGGCUUUGACUGGAGUAUAUUUUUAUGAGUUGAGGCUACUUGGUGGUAUAAGUAUUUUGACCUUUGUCGUGGUCCAAGGAUCUCUGUUGUGGCAAGAACACUUCAACCAAGACAACGUUCUGAGCUGCUGCUAUUCCUUCAUUGAAAUCAUGCUCAGUUGCAGAUGCAGAUGUAGAAAUUAGUUCCACAUUGUCAAAGGUGCAAAUAACCCUUCAAGAAUAUGCUGAGUUCAGAAGACAACGCCAUGGAGUCCAGAAAACCAGUUCACAAACUUUCUGAAACAAUUCAUUCUCUGCUAGGAUGGAAAUCACAUGUGACUUCCAACUGGGUCAAAUCUGUUUGCGAAAUAAUGAAAAGUGUACCACCCGAUAUGGUAUCUAUCAACUCAAAACCGAUUAAUGUUGCAACGGAGCAUUCCAUGAAGAAGAAAAGUGAUGAACUGCAUAAUUCCAUUUCAAAGGUUGAAGAUGAAAUUGCUGCUUUAACGGCCUACAUAAAUCAACUGAACACACAGAGAAGGAAGGUACUAAAUGAGUUUCUAGAUUUGAGAGGGAACAUUCGUGUCUUUUGCCGUAUUAGGCCCAUUGCAGUUCCAGAGAACUUUGGCCAGUUAAAACCUGUUGCAGCAUUGGAUUCAAGUAAUGUUGUUUUAAAACUAGCAAAGAACAAGAAUAAAACUUACAGUUUUGACAAGGUUUUCCAUCCAGGUUCAUCACAAGAUGAAGUCUUUGCAGAAGUUGAACCAGUUAUUAAAUCAGCCUUGGAUGGGUACAACGCAUGUAUAUUUGCAUACGGACAGACUGGCACAGGGAAAAUCUUCACCAUGGAAGGUAUUCCACAGUCCCCAGGAGUGGUAGCUCGUGCAAUGGAGGCAAUUUUUAAACAGGCAGUGGAUAGCAACCACGUAUUCGUCUUCACUUUCAGUAUGCUUGAGAUUUACCUAGGAAACCUAAAAGAUUUACUUGUCCCUCAGCCAACAAAAGUAAUGGAUCCUACGCCACCAUGUCUCUCAAUCCAAACAGAUGCUAAGGGAGGGAUUGAAAUUGACAACCUUGUGGCUAUUCCAGUGACUGACUUCAACCAAGCAUUGAAGUUGUAUAAAUUAGGAUGCCGGUUCAGAUCAACUGCUUCUACAAAUUCUAACAAAACAUCAAGCAGAUCACAUUGCUUGAUCCGCCUAUCAAUCACAUGUCUUGAUGCUCCUGAGAGGCGCCAAGAAACAAAUAAAGUAUGGUUUGUCGACCUUGGCGGAAGUGAGCGCGUGCUUAAGACAAAGGCUUCGGGAAGAAGACUUGAUGAAGGGAAGGCCAUCAACUUGUCACUUUCUGCUCUUGGUGAUGUCAUCCACGCCCUUCAAAAGAAAAAAUUUCAUGUACCUUAUAGGAACAGCAAGCUAACACAAGUUCUUAAAGACUCCCUUGGAGAAGAUUCGAAAACUCUGAUGCUAGUGCAUGUUAGUCAAAAGGAAGAAGAUAUAUGCGAGACAUUGUGCUCGUUAAAUUUUGCAACAAGGGUGAGAAGCAUUCAUUUGGGGGACAUGGAUUCAACUGAAGAAAGAGAGCAAAAGGAAAUUGCAAUAGCACACAUGCAGAAAAAAAUGAAAAUGAUUGAAGAUGAACGCCGAGAAGUCAGAAGAAAGAUCGAGAAGUUUAAUGAAGAAUUACAGAAACUAACAGGGACUGCUCCAUCUUCUAAUGAGCAAUUAGAGGCCUCUCAUUUGUUAACCAAAUUUAACCAACAUAAUCUUGAAACAACAAGGAGCAAAACUACAGAAGCUAUAGCAGCUCCUUUAUCAAGUAUACCAAGAUUUAUGAAGCCUACUGUUUGUAGCACAAGAAAAUCUGGAGCAGACAACCAAACAUCUGAAGAGAAAGUAAAAUUCCCUGCUAGAAGAAGAAGGCCAUUGUCCCAUCGUGCUGAGUCUGUGAGUUUCCCUGUAAAGCGUAUAUCAGAAAACAAUUCAGAAUGCAGUAUCUCAAGAAAUAGCUGUUUGGUGGAUUUGAAUGUGAAAAGUAAUGCAGAUGAAACAGAAUACAGUCAGGAUGCAACUGAAAGUGAUAUAAAAAGUAUAAUACUCCUGGAACAGGAAAUGUCAUCAAAGAGUUCAACUCAGCAAAAGGAUUGCCUUGUCAACAGUGACAGAUAUGGAAAAAGAAAGAAAAAUAGCUUCAUCUCUACAAACUUUUCAAAAGUUGACAAUUGGCUACGUUUGCACAAGAAUGAACCUAGGGUGAGUACUAUUUCUCAAAAAAGCAAAAGGGUUCUAGCAAUUCCUGUCCCAGAGAAGAAACAAAAAUAUAAAGGAAAGAAAGUAGAUGAUUUGCAAAAUGGAGAGGAGCAUAACUAUAAGUUCACAAAGAAAAAGAUUGCAAACAAUGAAAAACAUGAAAGUUGUUUUGAUGUUUUAAGAUCUGGAAGAUUGAAACAAGUAGAAAUUUAUAAACCUCCAAUAAAUAUGGAAAAUUUUAUCAAUACAUACCCAAGAUGUGACUCCAUACAUCCACCAGAAACACUCGAUAGUGAGAAAAUACUACACACAAUAAGCUUGGCAAAUAUGUUCAUGGAGGAAAACCAGAGCAGCUUAUUUUCUCCACCCAAAAUCUGGGGCAGUAGUUUUGAUCUGAAUCAAGAUGGUAACAAGGUCGACCAAACAUUUGCAAUGCAGAAAGAAGGCGGACCACAAUCUUCAGAAACUACCUUUCCAGAAAAGAAUGCAUGGUGCAAAUUCUCACCAUCUAAAAUAUCCCAUUGUAUGUUUGAAACAAGAGAUGAUUCGGGCUCAUCAAUGUCAGUAUCAGAACAAGACCUACAAUAUUUACUAUUGCCUACGGAGAUGUCAGUAUCACAACAAGAUUUGCAAUGUUCACAAGUUCUUACAGAGAUGACAGUACCAGAACAAGAGCUUCAUUGUUCACAAGUGCCCACAGAGACAGGUACAUAUGAAAGCCAUAGUGAAGACUUGGCCACAGUAGAUCUUAUAAUAGAAAAUUCAUGCCCAAGACCUGGUAUACAUAAUAUGAGAACACAAAGGGCCUUAAUCAUGGACAAUGAGAAUCCAAAGGAAAUAAUCAUGACAUCAGUGAAACCGCAGGAAAAUACAGAAGUCUUAGGUAUAUGUAAUCAUAUUAUAGGGAAAGCUCAGAUUCUUGGGGCCAGUGCACUUCUAGUAUCAGGGUUCAACAAUUUGGGACUUGAGCAUGAAUUUUUCUACGGUUUAAUCCUAUGAAUCAAAUCUAGAGAGAGGUAAAAACAAAAAAAAACGCCCUUGAGCAGCAGCCAUGGUGGUGAAGAAGAAGAAGAUUUCAAGCCCUUUCCUAUAUAAACAGUACUGCAUCAUUCCAACAUCAUAGCAACUUACCUUCAGCCAAAAAAAACCCUCUAUUCAUAGACAAAUGAGCAAUGAUACAGGUACAAACAAAGGGGCUGUCCUGUGUGGCAUCAUAAUGUGUUCAUGAAGCCCCGUUAAAUUAUCAUCGCUGAGCAUUGACUGAAAGAACAAGUAAAUAUCCAGCACCUUAGAUGUUCCUUGAAAUCAGCUAAUUGGCCAUCUAAAUUAAUAUGUUUAGAACUAUUUUUAUUAUAUGGUCAGUAUUUGUGUAAUUACAUAUAUAAAUAUACAUAUAUAUAUUGUUUUAUUUGUUUUGAACAUAUGAACAUGUAAAGGAACCUCAUUGAUUUAUUGGUCAAACUAUGAAAUGCGGGAAAUGCUUGCGAUCAUAUGUA
Messenger RNA from Humulus lupulus (European hop), 4063 nucleotides. RefSeq names its product kinesin-like protein KIN-14T. Lineage: Eukaryota; Viridiplantae; Streptophyta; Magnoliopsida; Rosales; Cannabaceae. Gene Ontology annotation, biological process: microtubule-based movement. Gene Ontology annotation, molecular function: ATP binding; microtubule motor activity; microtubule binding. The record is from RefSeq and is a predicted model, not a curated record. The coding region runs from base 561 to 3566 and encodes 1001 amino acids. The transcript has 12 exons.